AUGUUGGCAGUCAGUGACAUAUUGUCAAUUUGGUAAUGUUUGCGUUUAAUCGUUACAAGUGAACGAAAAUCAAUGAAUUAAUAAUGUACAGUUGAUAAUGACUAGUCGUUUAUUAAAUAAAGAGAAUCUAAGAGAAGACGAAGAAUAUAAUUGUGAAAACUUUUCGCCGUUACGACAGGAAAAUCUAAAUUUGAGAGUAAUGGACGAGAGUCUGGAGAGACAGCCUGAAAGUAAUAAAAGGAAGUAUCGAGAGGAUUAUCGUAGCCACUUUCGACAUGAAAGGUCAGAUGGUCAUCGAGAGAAAAGGCACUCCCACAGGGACAAACACCACAGGGAUCGACGCCACCGCUCUCAAGACCGCGACAGAUCUCGCCACCAUCACCGCAAAAAAUCACAUAAAAACGAAAAAGAUAGUAAAGGUAACUUACUAGGAUCAGAAACAGAUUCAUGUAAGUAUGAUGUACAGAGAGUGAAAGAUUUUAGAAAUUCAAAUCGUGACUCAGAGAAUCAUAGGAGAAAUGAAUCAAGUACAGUAGCAGUUCAACCUGAAGACUCUAAAACGUAUAGUGAAAUUCUAGAAGACGAUUUAAAAGAAUUAAACGACGAAGAGACACCACCCACACCCAAACAAAUUAAACUAGAAGAAGAAGACGACGUAGAGGAAGAAAGCGAUGUCAGCUUCGAGAGUGAGAUGGAGAAAGAAGCAGACGAAACGGUAGAAAAAAUCGAGUUUGAUGAGAGCCUGCCCCCUUAUUAUCCGGCGAUUGAAGGGUGUAGGUCCCUGGAUGAGUUCCAGUGCUUGAAUCGGAUAGCAGAGGGGACAUACGGGGUGGUUUAUCGAUUUAGAGAUAAAAGAACUGAAGAUAUAGUUGCAUUAAAGAAGCUAAAGAUGGAAAAGGAAAAAGAAGGGUUUCCUAUAACGUCCCUAAGAGAAAUUAACACUCUACUAAAGGGACAGCAUCCUAAUAUUGUUACCGUAAGAGAGAUAGUCGUCGGUAGUAACAUGGAUAAGAUUUUUAUAGUUAUGGAUUAUAUAGAGCACGAUCUUAAAUCGCUCAUCGAAAUGAUGAGACGUAAAGACUUACAUUUUACACCUGGAGAAGUGAAGUGUCUGCUGAAACAACUGUUAGCGGCUGUGGCGCACUUGCACGAUAAUUGGAUUCUGCACAGAGAUUUGAAGACUUCGAACUUAUUGUUAUCACACAACGGGAUUUUGAAGGUCGGGGAUUUCGGGCUGGCUAGAGAAUAUGGAUCACCGUUGAAGCCUUACACACCCAUCGUGGUCACUUUAUGGUACAGGGCACCAGAGUUGUUGUUAGGCGUCAAAGAAUAUUCCACUCCCAUCGAUAUGUGGUCCGUCGGAUGCAUUUUUGCCGAGUUCUUACUGAUGAAUCCACUUUUCCCCGGAAAAUCAGAAGUGGAGCAACUCAACAGAAUGUUCAAGUGUCUAGGUAGUCCCACGGAGAAGAUCUGGCCCGGUUUUAACAAACUACCCGUCGUUCAAAAAACGAAAUUCAUUCACCACCAGCCGUCAAACUUGCGAAAAAAGUUCCAAAUGCUGAACGAUUUGGGUCUGAAUUUUUUAUUAAAUUUCCUUUCUUACGAUCCUCACCAAAGAGUAACAGCCGAAGAGGCAUUAAAGCAUCCAUUUUUUAACGAAUUUCCACCUCCGAUCGAUCCUUCGCAGUUCCCUAAGUGGCCGGCUAAAAGCGAGGCGAACCACAAGAGGGCGGCUGCUCCUAGCCCCAAAGCACCCUCUGGCGGCGGCGAGUAUAAAAAACUGGUAAGUUUACAGACGCCUGAAUUUCCACCCUACAGGAAUCGUGUGUUGUUGCAGGGGGACGAAGACGGCUUCAGGAUAGGAGUAGAGACCGAGGUCAGCAGAAUCGGCGCAGGGUUCAGUUUAAAGUUUUAAAAGUGUUAAUUUUUUAUCAAGAUUUAUUUUAAUGAAUAAAUCAGGUUUUUGAAA
Molecule: messenger RNA, 1969 nt
Organism: Zophobas morio
Lineage: Eukaryota; Metazoa; Arthropoda; Insecta; Coleoptera; Tenebrionidae
Product: cyclin-dependent kinase 11B-like
Exons: 4
Coding region: 98-1915 (605 amino acids)
Biological process (GO): regulation of mitotic cell cycle; protein phosphorylation
Cellular component (GO): nucleus
Molecular function (GO): ATP binding; protein serine/threonine kinase activity
Source: RefSeq, a predicted model, not a curated record